Plasmodium gonderi is the source of this 4632-nucleotide messenger RNA. RefSeq lists its product as hypothetical. The transcript has a single exon. NCBI's taxonomy places the organism in Eukaryota, Apicomplexa, Aconoidasida, Haemosporida, Plasmodiidae. The record is from RefSeq and is a predicted model, not a curated record. Bases 1 to 4632 code for a protein of 1543 amino acids.
AUGAACCGAGGACAAAGUACCAGAAAAUCCAGUGAAAUGUUGAGGAAACCAAAUGGGAACGAACAGGUUGACACAUAUUUGAUGAAAAUCAAAGAGAUGAAACAAAAUGAGGAGGAUGAGGAGGAAGAAUAUCACCACCUCUGCAACCUAAGUGGAAACGUCCGCAGAAGAAAUCCCAUCAACUGCAAACAUUGUAUGCAAAUUGAGAAAAGAGGGAAAGUGAAAAAAUACAAGGCCGCGAAGAAAAAAAUUAACAUGUUUUUAAAAAGCUACAAACUGAAAAGAUCUAAACAACGAAAGGGUAAUAACUCCCAGUCUGAAAUUAUGUUACUUCAAAAAAAAAAAAAAAAAAAAAAAAAAUUAAGAAAGUCAAAAAAGAUAAGACAUGAUUAUUUAACCAUUUUAAAUUUAGAAAAAGAAUAUCUAGACAAAUAUAAAGAAGAGGAAAUAUUUAGAGAAACCUUCAAACUUUACAACUCCAAUGAAUUGGCUAAAGAUUCUUCCUAUGCACUCUUUUUCUUCCGCCUUUUUGUCAAGGGUUCUUAUUUGAACAACGAAAGUCUUCAUAGUGCCCUCACUAAGGAUAAUAAGAGCCGUUGCCAAACGUCCAAUAUCCCAAAUUCAACCAACAAUGAUGUAGAUUUAGAUGUGGUUAAUCCAGAUGCAGAUGCGGCUAGCCCAGAUACAAACGCCUCUUCUUCAGAAACACAUACGGCCCAUGUAGACACCGGAAGAGCGAAUCUCAAGGGACACACACAAACAAUAUCAAACAGCCCGAACAGCGUCAAACAUUCAGUGAUGUUCAUGAAUGGAAAACACACGAGAAUGCUAAUGUGUGAUUACCUCAAAAUAUUGUUGAAUAAUAUACAAAACGAAAAAAACAUAAGUGCAAAUUUUCUUAUUUUAGAAUAUGCCAAACUGAAUGAUAAAAAAGAACAUAACAACUUCAUCCAAUUCUUAACAUCAGACAACAUUAAAGGAGAUAGGAAAAAUCAAUCCAUAUUAUCAUACAGCAUAAAUUCGAUUAAGGGAAUAAAUAACACUGGUGUUCCAAAUCAGGAUCAACAAAUCGAAAUCACACAAGAUCAUACUGCCAAUAAUGUAUCAAAUGUAAGCAGCAUACAUAGAUGUAACGGGAAUAUCAAUAAUUCCACAGAUUUAUCCACAAAUGAUGAUACAACAAGCCCUAGUAAAUUAAAUCCAGCUGCUGAUCCAAUAAGAAGUAAUAGCAUAGAAAGAACGAAUAACACACAACAAGAAUACACUCCGAGAGAAGAGAAAACCCCUUUGCAAAACAUCCCAUAUAAUAACAGCUGCAUCCAAAUGAAUGAAAUUAUUUUUAAUAAAAUAUUAAACAAUUUUGUUAGCGAAUUAAAGAGUUUCUUUUUCUCCAUUAUUGCUAAAGUACAAACAAACGAAGUAGUAGCAGAAUUGAUUGUGCAAUUCACAGAAAUUUGUCUCAUAUUAACACCGUACUAUGUACACAUAAUAAAUUUUAUCGAAAUUCUUACUGACUUUGCAAAUGUCAUUCCAUUUCGAUGCAUUAAUAAUCUUAUGAAAUUUUUUCAAAAUAAUAAAAAUAUAUUUAUUGAAAAAUAUAAAGAAUUUCAAAAUUUUGUUAUUUUUAAUGAUCCUAUAAAAAUACAAUCAGUAGGGGCUAGACUUAUCGGUUUUAUCAAAAAUCUACAAAAAAAAAAUUAUCUCAAUAAAAAAGAUAAAUCAAAAAAUAUAUAUUUUCUUCAUUUAUUACUAUCAGAAUGUAUACCCAUCAAUCACCUAGGUUUCUGUAACAGACAAUCUGUAAAAAAUAAUAUCCAUUUCUUAUUUUAUGACUCUUUGCAACAACACCAUAAGAUCUUAAACGAUGAGUCCUUACGUUUUAGCGAUUUCGAGUGCACUAUCCAAGAAAAUAUCAAAAAUCAUAGAAAAAUCUCGGAACUCAUUCAACGAGAAAUUAAUUCUCAUUUUCACAUCACGUCGUCUCCCAUACAAUCAGUUGAAGCACCAACAGACGAGCUUCAGAAAAUGUCUGAUCAAAUGAGGGACAAGUCACAAAGCGAGGAACAGUUGCAGAAUUCUCGUUUGGAAGAACAGGAAGAGAUGCAAAACGAGAUGCUGGACAAGAUGCAAGACAAGAUCCAAAACGAGGUGCUGGACAAGAUGCAGGACAAGAUGCAGGACAAGAUGCAAGACGAAGCGUCGCGUAAAAAUGACCCGAAUUACAGAAUUGAUAAAAAAAAGGAAAAGAAAAAAUGCGAUGAUAGAAGCAAGUGCAUGCGCGAUGACACGAACAACGGAGCAUAUUUAGAUAAGAGUAAAAAUGAAAAUGAUGAAGAGGAAUCUACACAUCCUCAAACACAAGGAAGAGAAAAGAAAGCUUCCUUAAAUGAAAAAGAACCAAACGAAAAACGCAAGAGAGACGAAGGGAACCCAGAACUGCUUCACAAUACUGAAAGAAAAAAUAUAAAAAAAGCAAAACAUAAUAAAAUAUUUGAAAACAUAAAUGAAGAAAAUCAAAAUUACAAAGUUUAUUUAUCUUUUUUAUAUCUCAUAUCAUUUGUCAGAUGUCCAGAAAUGUGCACGCUGCAAAAUAUUACACCUUUGGAAGAUGCAUACCAUUCAUUCAACAUAUUUAUUGCACAUGUAAAAAAUUUAAAAAAAAUAUAUAUAAUCAAUUUAAAUACUAUUAAACAGUAUCUCUACAAUGCAGACAUUGAUUUCUUGGGCAAUAGACAUAUAUACAAUUUACUAAUUUCUGAUCAAAAUUUUUUAUGUGUCUUUUUUUUCAAUCUUCUUCUUAUUCUCAACUAUCUAAACAUUGAAUUAAAUAUUUUAACUUCCAACACAAUUAAUGGAGGUUCUCAAUCAUUAAAUGAUCAGAAAUCGAAUGAAUCAAAAAAUAAGGAUGCUAGCCGUUUUAAUACGUCUUCACAUAAUGUAGGAACCAAACCCACGAGCAUCUUUGUAUCUUCUACCCAUUCGACAGAUGCAGGAAAAUAUAACGAAGAUAAAAACUGCAAUAUUGCAUCUUCACGCAACUCCUCAAGGACUUAUACCAAAAAUUCAAAAGAAACAACAACACACAUGGCUAGUAACAACAGCAGUGUUAGUGUUAGCUGUAAAGGGAGAGAGAAUGAUCCAACUGUAGCUGGAACAAACAUUAGCGGAAAAACCUCCCAAAAUGCUUUAAAAGAAGGAAAGGAUUCUAACUCAUACGAAACAAAAAACAAAGAAAAAGAACACAAUGAUGGUGUCAGUGAAAAAAUAAAACACAUCAUGUAUUCUUUUAUAAAAGAUUUAAUAAACUAUCUAGAAAGUUCCACAAAUUCAAGACACUUGACACAUUUAUUCACAUCUGAGUACUGCUGGUAUAAUUGGAAAAAACAUCUCACAGCUAAACUUACGAGAGAAAAUUCAGAUGCAUAUUUUGAAUUCAAGUGUGUGGAAGACCAAAAAUCCAACAAAGAGGAGCAGGAGGAGAGGGAAAAAAAAAAAAAAAAAAAAAAAAGUGAACUCAAAACAUGUCAUGAUGAUAAUGAAAUAAUACUAGACGACAACUCAUCCUCUCCUGUACAAAAUCUAAUUCAACUAGUGCAAAAUUUUGAACUUUUGAAUGAAAAAAUGAAAAAUUAUUAUGAAUCCAAUAUAAAUAAUCCAAAUUUGAGAAAAAAUGCUUUUAAAUACACCAAAAACAUUGAUCCAUAUGUGAAUACCUGGGAUCAUGACAAAAAUCCAAUUGUUAAGGAUCAUGACAUACGCGCUGAUAUCCAUUCAGUUACACAAACAGGUGAAAACAACAGUAGUGAAAAAAGGACGACUGAAAUCUGUGGAUCAAAUGGAAAAAUUUCCACUGAUAGUUACACAGAUGAGCUAACAUAUGAACCCUUGGAUGAAUCCAUGGAUGAAUCAACAAAUCAGCAAACGAACGAUACAAAGACAUGCACACGAAACCUUAGUCACCUUGAUAAAGUGAACAACUUCUUAUUAGAAAUCAACAACAUUUAUUUAAGAAGAGAAGCGGAGUUUUGGGAAUUGGAUGAAAGUGAUUCUGUUACAAAAAUUAAGAAAAAAAAAAAUGAAAAAAAAAUCUUAAUAGAAAAACUUAUUGAUAAGCUAGAAGAUUAUAAAAAAAAAAUGCAUAUAGAUAAUGACCCAAUAAACGAAAUAGAAGAAAGUGAAAAAAGUAAAAACGAUCCAGUUUUCAAAUUUAGACUUGCAAAAUUAUUUAUUGUAAAAUAUAUUGAUCUCUACACUAUCGUUAAAGACAAGGAAUUUUCCACUGAUUGUGAUUUUCUUUACAAUUUGAUGAUACACAUGGAUAAAAAUCUCGAAAAGAAAAAAAAAAUUCUUCUCACUGGCCAGAACGGAGAAAAGGCAGAAAAGGAUGAAGUUGGAGAAGUGGGAGAAGUUGGAGAAGUGGGAGAAGCUGGAGAAGUUGGAGAAGUGGGAGAAGUUGGAGAAGUGGGAGAAGUUGGAGAAGUGGGAGAAGCUGGAGAAGUUGGAGAAGUGGGAGAAGUUGGAGAAGUGGGAGAAGUUGGAGAAGUGGGAGAAGCUGGAGAAGUUGGAGAAGUGGGAGAAGUUGGAGAAGUGGGAGAAGCUGGAGAAGUGAACGAAGAAGAGGCGAAUACGUAG